AUGGGCGCAGAAGAUAACUCGCAGAUUGAGGCCCAGCCUCAGCCUCAAAGCGAGUACACACUCAGAGCAAACCUGACCAUCCUCGGCGCCUUCACCGGACUCUUUUGCACAGUUGGUUUCUUGAAUUCGUUCGGUGUAUUCGAAACAUACUAUAUGCAGUACCAACUCGCCAACGAAACAGAAACUACUAUCGCAUGGAUCGGAGCCCUCAGUGUCUUCUUCAUUUUCUCCAUUUCGGUCAUAUCUGGUCCGUUGCUUGACUUCUUUGGCCCGGGGUUGAUGCUGUACGUGGGCUCCGUCGGAACCGUAUUCGCCAUGAUGAUGGCCUCUUUGUGCAAAGUGCUGUGGCAGUUUAUCCUUGCUCAGGGUAUCCUACUUGGCGUCUCGAUGGCGCUCCUGGUCACUCCCAUGCUCGCCCUUGUCGGCCAGCAUAUCAAAGUCAAACGCGCUGCUGCCAUGGGGAUUGUCAUCGCCGGUUCUUCUCUGGGAGGUGUCAUAUGGCCUAUCGUGAUUAGAGAAUUGCUGCAGAAGCCCAACAUCGGCUUUCCAUGGACCAUGCGGAUUUCAGGAUUUAUCAUGCUCCCUCUUCUCCUGAUCUCUUGUACCUGCUGUCGUCCCGCACCCGCGCCGCAGCCAACCAACGAAGAUCAAACAUCGUCGACUUCAAAAGAACCCAAAAAACUCCCAAAGACAGACUUCUCCAUCCUUAAACAACCCAAGAUGCAAUUAACCUGCCUGUCCUUCUUCAUCAUCUACUUUGGAAUGUUCUCUCCCUUUUUCUUUACCACGUCCUACGGUGUCAAGAUGGGGUUCUCGGACGACUUGUCCUUCUAUACCGUCUCGAUCGUUAACGGAGCAUCGUUCUUCGGCCGUAUCCUCCCCGGUAUCGUCGCAGAUAAAUAUGGAAAAUUCAAUAGCUGUAUCGUGGCUACUUCCUUCGCGGGAAUUAUUGCACUAUGCUGGACGAAGGCGACUUCUGUAGCGGGAUUGGUGGUUUGGUCUGCUGCUUAUGGGUUUGCGUCUGGGGGUAUCUUGUCUCUGCAACAAGCCUGCGCAGCCCAGGUUGCUACAUCUCAGACUCUCGGGCUGGCUAUCGGAGCUGUUAUGGGCUCUACUUCUUUAUCGGCAAUGGCUGGAAUUCCGAUCGGCGGCCAGCUGGCUGGGAAGUACGGAUACCUGGCGCUUUCAACCUACUCCGGAGUGAGUCUUCUAGUAGGCGCUGUUCUUCUAGUUAUUGCACGACUGGCGCAAAACCGGAGGUUGCUUGCUAUCGUCUAGCGCGCCCAAUUCUAGCUUGCGAUAAAUGAUCGAAAUAAGAUAAUGGAUAGCUUUGGCUUCGAUUGAGACACUCUUCAAAAAAUAAGUUCCCUAUAUACCAUAGAUCGAGUAUUCCCACAGACACUUUGAUAGCCACCGGAGCACUUCCAUCAUCUCGUAAACACCCUCGACCCUCACUGAAUCACGCAACCGGCCAGUCACGGAUUCUCCGCCUUGGGCGGAUAAGCCUUCCCCUCGCGCUCAACCUGCGGCGUACAUGUGCACCGC
Messenger RNA from Aspergillus ruber CBS 135680, 1545 nucleotides. RefSeq names its product MCT family MFS transporter. The coding region runs from base 1 to 1278 and encodes 425 amino acids. The record is from RefSeq and is a predicted model, not a curated record. Gene Ontology annotation, biological process: transmembrane transport. The transcript is spliced from 5 exons. Gene Ontology annotation, cellular component: fungal-type vacuole membrane. Gene Ontology annotation, molecular function: transmembrane transporter activity. Lineage: Eukaryota; Fungi; Ascomycota; Eurotiomycetes; Eurotiales; Aspergillaceae.